Opisthocomus hoazin is the source of this 1020-nucleotide messenger RNA. NCBI's taxonomy places the organism in Eukaryota, Metazoa, Chordata, Aves, Opisthocomiformes, Opisthocomidae. The record is from RefSeq and is a predicted model, not a curated record.
AUGGUGAAACUAGUUAAUCCCUUCAGAGAAAGUGCAACUCAAGUCUGCCUCCUGAACUACUUACCCACGCAAACUUCAAACGUGCUGAUGCUCUCUCUUUUCUCUUCAACCAUCUACAACCCCAACUCCACACCGCUCAUCAACGUUAACCGCGUCUGUGUCCGUGUCACUCCAACACGUAAUCCGUGGAUCACCCUCAACCGCUUCUUCACACACGCAGUCAGGCUGCAAACCCAGCCCAAGCCGCAGCCGGGUCAGCCUCCGCUCUAUUCUGGGACCUUUGACUGCUUCAGAAAGACUCUGGUUGGAGAGGGAGUCCGAGGCUUAUACAGAGGAAUGGCAGCUCCUAUUAUCGGAGUGACACCCAUGUUUGCUGUGUGCUUCUUUGGAUUUGGCUUGGGAAAAAGACUCCAACAGAGAAAACCUGAUGACGUUUUGACAUAUCCUCAGCUGUUUGCUGCUGGCAUGUUGUCGGGAGUGUUCACAACAGCAAUCAUGGCUCCAGGAGAGAGAAUCAAGUGCCUUUUACAGAUCCAAGCAGCUACAGGUGAAACUAAAUACAGUGGCUCUUUGGACUGUGCAAAACAGCUGUACCGCGAGGCCGGGAUUCGUGGUGUGUACAAGGGGACAGUGCUCACCCUCAUGAGAGAUGUCCCAGCCAGCGGAAUGUACUUCAUGACGUACGAAUGGCUGAAGAACAUUCUGACCCCUGAGGGCCACAGUGUGAGUGACCUCAGUGUGCCUCGGAUCCUCUUUGCCGGAGGCCUGGCUGGGAUCUUCAACUGGGCAGUUGCCAUUCCACCAGACGUGCUGAAGUCCCGUUUCCAGACUGCUCCUCCAGGAAAAUACCCAAAUGGCUUUAGAGAUGUGCUGAGAGAACUCAUCAGAGAGGAAGGAGUUGCAUCUCUGUAUAAGGGCUUCACAGCUGUAAUGAUCAGGGCAUUUCCUGCUAACGCGGCAUGUUUUCUUGGUUUUGAAGUUGCUAUGAAGUUUCUUAACUGGCUUGCACCAGGUCUAUGA